Messenger RNA from Acanthisitta chloris (rifleman), 1185 nucleotides. RefSeq names its product actin, alpha cardiac muscle 1. The record is from RefSeq and is a predicted model, not a curated record. Lineage: Eukaryota; Metazoa; Chordata; Aves; Passeriformes; Acanthisittidae. The transcript has 5 exons. Gene Ontology annotation, cellular component: actin filament; sarcomere. Bases 3 to 1001 code for a protein of 332 amino acids. Gene Ontology annotation, molecular function: myosin binding. Gene Ontology annotation, biological process: actin-myosin filament sliding; heart contraction; actin filament organization.
UUAUGGUUGGUAUGGGUCAGAAAGAUUCCUAUGUAGGUGAUGAAGCUCAGAGCAAAAGAGGUAUUCUUACUUUGAAAUAUCCAAUUGAACAUGGCAUCAUCACCAACUGGGAUGAUAUGGAAAAGAUCUGGCACCACACAUUCUACAAUGAACUCCGUGUGGCCCCAGAGGAACACCCUACCUUGCUCACAGAAGCCCCCUUGAACCCUAAAGCUAAUCGUGAAAAGAUGACCCAGAUAAUGUUUGAGACCUUCAACGUACCUGCUAUGUAUGUGGCAAUCCAGGCUGUCCUGUCCCUGUAUGCCUCGGGUCGUACAACAGGUAUUGUUCUUGAUUCGGGUGAUGGCGUCACCCACAAUGUACCUAUUUAUGAAGGUUAUGCUUUACCUCAUGCUAUCAUGCGUCUGGAUCUGGCUGGCAGGGAUCUGACUGACUACCUCAUGAAGAUCCUCACAGAACGUGGCUACUCCUUUGUGACAACAGCUGAACGUGAGAUUGUUCGUGAUAUCAAAGAGAAAUUGUGCUAUGUUGCACUGGACUUUGAGAAUGAAAUGGCCACUGCUGCCUCUUCCUCCUCUCUGGAAAAGAGCUAUGAAUUGCCUGAUGGUCAAGUGAUCACAAUUGGUAAUGAACGUUUCCGCUGCCCUGAAACCUUAUUCCAGCCAUCCUUUAUUGGUAUGGAAUCUGCUGGUAUCCAUGAAACUACCUACAACAGUAUCAUGAAGUGUGAUAUUGAUAUCCGUAAGGACUUGUAUGCUAACAACGUCCUCUCAGGUGGUACGACGAUGUACCCUGGCAUUGCUGAUCGCAUGCAGAAAGAAAUCACCGCUCUUGCUCCUAGCACUAUGAAGAUCAAGAUCAUUGCCCCACCUGAGCGCAAGUACUCUGUCUGGAUUGGUGGCUCCAUUCUAGCAUCUCUGUCCACCUUCCAGCAAAUGUGGAUCAGUAAACAGGAGUAUGAUGAAGCUGGUCCAUCCAUUGUACACCGCAAGUGCUUCUAAGCACUUUUCCCCUCAAUUUGCUUCCACUCAGGAUGACGACAAUAUGCUUCUUGGAGUCUUCUGGCAACCCUUCCUGAACUCUUCAGUCAUUGUACAGUUUGUUUACACACCCGUGCAAUUUAUUUGUGCUUCUAAUAUUUAUUGCUUUAUAAAUAAAGGAGAUUUGGGACUUGCAACCUACAAA